GAAUUAUUUUAAAAUACUCCUCAAAAUGGGUUAGCUGGAAAUAUAUAAAAUGGAAUUUUUAUCCCAUGAUGCUAAAAAUGCUAUUAACCAACAUAAAAAUUUAGAGGACAAGUAUGAGAAUAGUUGUUUAAAAUUCAGUUACUUGUUAGAAGAAUUUGAAGAGGAAAAACAUGAGUUUGAAUGUUUUUUGAAAAAAACAUGGGAAGAAAUACAUUCUUUUUCUGACAAAAAGCUUAUACUUCCUGAAGAGAUAAAUAAAGUUCAAUCACUUUCAAAUAUUACUAAUGAAGAUUUUGCAACUGUCAACAUUUCAACUAGCUCAUACAGUUCAACAGCAGAGCUCUAUGGUUCAACUACCUCACACAGUUCAACAGCAGAGCUUUAUGGUUCUGAUUCUGCAGAGUGCCAAGAUAUAUCAGUGCAAACUUCAUUCCAAGUACAUAGUGACAACAGCAACAUUUUUGUUUUACCAUCUAAUCAUACAUCUGUUUUGGAUGUUUUACCAUCUAAUCAUACAGCUGUUUCGGAAUUUGACAUCAGUCAUAUGACAUCUCAUAAUGGUUAUGUAAACAUUCAUCAAAUUUUAAAUAAAGUACCAAUAAAUGAGACAUACUUACUUGAUUCUCCAGUUUCAGCUGUGGUCAAUGGCACAAAAACUUUAUCUAGGGAAUCAGAUAUUUCUCAAAAAAUUAAGAUUGACAAUUUAGAAGAUGUUUCUGAAAAAAUACCAAAUGAAAAUUGUAGCCCACACUCAACAGAUGAUUCUGAAAAAAUACCAAAUGAAACUUGUAACAUAUACUCAACAGAUAAUUCUGGAAAAAUACCAAAUGAAAGUUGUAACGCACCUUCAGCAGAUAGUUUUGGAAAAAUGUCAAAUCAAAUUUGUAACCCACACUUAACAGUUAAUUCUGAGAAAAUGCCCAAUGGUAAUAGUUCAGAUAAUUCUGGAAAAAUACCAAAUAAAAAUCAUAACUCAUUAAUGGAUGUUUGUGAAAAAUCUCAAAUCAAUGUUCACAGUAAGUUUGAAGAUUUGUUUAGAAAAACAUAUGACGAUCAAUCUUUAUAUAUUACACAAAUGACACCAACUGAUAACAAUGAAUUCUUUUCAAAUGAAAAAGUUUCACCUAUAAAUAAAACUUAUUUGCUAAGAAACAAAAGGACUCUGCAUGGUUUUUUGUCAUCCACAUUCAUUGAUAAUGCUUCAAAUCAGACAAUAGAAAAAGAAAAAGCAAAACAUGCUCAUUUGGAAUCUGUUAAUUUCACUCAUGAUAGUGAAAAGUUUCUUAAUCCCAAUGAUACAAAUAUUGACAUGAGCUUGAUAAAAUCGCUAAAACAAAAAGAAAACGAGCAAAAGCAUACACUAUUGGUUACUUGUGUUACCCCAAUAACUCCACAUGACAGCGAAUCAAGUGAUUUCAGUUUUAUCAAUCCUAAUGAUACAAAUGUUUGCAUGAGUUUGGUGAAGCGGGCACGGUUAGAAUAUGUGGAGAAAGAGAAUGAACUUUAUGAUAAUCCAAAUGACACAGGAAAUAUUUAUUCAUAUUAUCAUCCAUCUAAAACUAAACACUUGCCUUCUGUUCUUUUCUUACAGCCUUCUGUUCCAUUUCAAAUCAAAAAUGUUUCCAAAAGUGAAGAAUUUUUAGUUACAUCAAGUGACAAAGCGAUAGAAAUAAGCGAUGUUAAUAAUAAAACGUCUUUACAAGAGGCACAUCCUUUACAAGAGGUGAGCUGUUUACAAGAGGUACACUCUUUACAAAAGAAUUCUGGCAUCUCAUGCUCCAUGGACAGUUUAAUUGACUUCAAAAUUCAUUGCCAGACAGGAGAUUUUCCUAAUAAAGUUGAUCUAUGUACACAAAUUGUUCAACCUAAUACAAAUAUUAGUAAAAUAAAUGAACUUACAGACAAAAUUGAGCUUGAUAAAUCUAAUGUUAUUACUGUUAAAAAUGUAAGAAAUGAACAUAAAGAAAAAAAUCUUUCUCCUGUUUUACCAGACACAAAAUCUGAAACAUCUGAGCCUCCAUUCUCUUGUAAUACAGCAAUCAUUAACAUCAAAAAUAAAGAAAUUAAGAGCGCUAAUAGAAAAAAGAAAUCACGUAAAAAGGUUAAACUUUGCAUGCCAUCUAAGCAGCCAAAAACUGAUUCAAAAUAUACUUUCGUUUCCUAUAGCAACUUAAGAGAAAAUGAUAUGUCAGUAAACGCUACGUACUUGAGAAAGAUUUCACAUGCUACAAAUGAAACAAAAGUAUUACAUUGUCUAACUGAAAGUCAGACUAAAGUUCAACAUCCUAAAAAAAUGAAGGAAAAUAUUUUCUCUAAGAGUUCAGCUGGUCGUAUGGAAAAAAUUUUAGAAAUUAACUCUUGCGAAGAAAUAAAAAAAAAUGUGAAAGAUUCUUCGCUUCUUAAUAAAAAUUCUUUUAAUCCAGUUGCAGAAAGUCAGAAUAAAGUCAAACAAACUAAUAAAAGUAAGGAUGCUUUUUUAAUCAAAAAUUCACCCUCAAACUUGGAAAAAGUAUUAGAAUUAAAUUUUCUCAGUAAUAAUAGUGGUUGUUUACAAAAUUUUAUUGACAUUAUAGAUGAUUCUAGAAAUUUAAGACGAAGGACCAAUAGAUCUUGUAAUAAAGAUCGAAAUUCUCAAGUAAUUAUUUCUUCAAAUCAAAAUGAUUCUUUGCAACUUCCGCAACCAGGUCGUCUUACCCUUAAUAAUACAAAUCUUUUACAAAAUAAUAUUCUUCAAAGAAAUAUUAAUGAUUCCGUAAAACUCAAUUGUACUGUAUGUAGCACAAGUUCUGAAAAUUCUGUAGGUGCGAGUGCAACGCCUAUCUCUAAUGUUUUGUGUCAAAAAUGUAUAUGUGCAUUGAGGGAUAUUGAUAGAAAAUCAAAUGUUAGAUCUUCUAAACGUCUUGCUGAAAAAAGCCUACUUGUUCAAACUCUAUUAGGCACUAAACGUCAUAAAUCUAAACAAGAUCUUUCUUAUAAAGAGUGUGAUAAAAUUCCAAUACCAACUAAAGUUACAGCAAAAAUAUUGCCUUGUAGCACGACAAAUAAUAAUACUAAUGUUAAUAUUGUUGAUAAAAAGACAAAUUUAAACUCUAUAUCCAGUACUUAUGCACUUCGAAGUAGAAGAAAAAACCUUUUGUCUUUUGAAAACAGCUUAACUGAAAAAACUGACCAUGGCAAAAAAAAGAAACAAGCCAAUAAAAAAAUAUAUUUAUUUAAAAAAAAAAAACCUAGGAAAAAGGUGAAAUUUGUGGAUAAACAAACAGAUGAGGAGCUAGCAAAUUUGGAACGCAAGAAAACAAAAAAGACAGUAAGUAUGUUAGAUGAUAGAAACUCAGUGAAAGAAAUUUCAAGUAAUAAUGACACAGUUUCCACACUCUUAACACACUUAAAUAACACAGUUAUAAAGAAGCCAACUAAAGAAAGCAUUUGUGUACCCAAAGAAGUUAUAAGGAAGCCAGCUAGGGAAAAUGUUUGUGUAACAAAAGAAGUUAUAAGGAAGCCAGCUAAGGAAAAUAUUUAUGUACCAAACAAAGUUACAACAAGUCCAACUAAGGAAAAUAUAUGUGUACCACAAAAAAGCAUUUUGGACAUUCCGAAGCCAUUCUUUACAAAGCAGGCAGAAGUUAAAAAAGAUAAUGUGUUUAUAAUGAAUCCUCCUCUUGACAACCUAAAUAAUAAUGCUAUUCCGAAUCUUUCAUCUACAUUGUUAUCUACUACAAACAUGUCUCGUCUGUCUGGUGAAACUACUGCCAGUUAUUUAGGUCGUAGGAAAAAGACGUUGCUAAAAAAAUAUGGAAACAGAAUUAUGACACCUGAUAGACCUCCAUUGAACUCAACUCAAAUAGAAAAAUUAGGAACAUCACGUAUUUUUGAAAACAAUGACAUAGAGGUAUCUGGAAUAUCAAAUCAAACAAAAAUAAGUCGUUCUCGCCUUCUUAGCUUGGCUGUAGAAAAUGCCACUCUUGGUAUACCCGAAACAUUAACUCAAUACUUAAAUAAAUUCAACUCUCAGACAACAAGUUUAACAAAAAAAUAGAAGAAUGCCUUGGACAUUUUAACCUUAUACAUUGUUUUCUAUAAUUUUAAUGCGUUUGCUGUUUUAAGAUUGUUUAUAAUCUGUAAAUUUAAUUAAACACCCAUGUGGUAAUGACGUGGCAUGAUGAAA
Molecule: messenger RNA, 4165 nt
Organism: Hydra vulgaris (swiftwater hydra)
Lineage: Eukaryota; Metazoa; Cnidaria; Hydrozoa; Anthoathecata; Hydridae
Source: RefSeq, a predicted model, not a curated record